UUUUUGCAACUAAUUUUGGUAAACACAAAUAAUAAAAUAAGUGAGAUGCAGCACCACUAUAAAGCACCUCAACCUGCAUUUGUAAGUCUCCUUGAUAUGAUGGAGUUGAGAGCUUUUAUUGGUCUGCUUUAUCUGUCUGGUAUAAUGAAAUCAAACCAUGAAAAUGUGGAAGGACUUUUUGCGAAUGAUGGUACCGGACGCGAUGUUUUUCGGGCAACAAUGAGCCUUAAAAGGUUUUUGUUUAUUCUGACAUGUUUGCGUUUUGAUUGUGCUGCCACAAGGGAAGCUAGGAAAGCAAAUGACAAACUUGCAGCAAUUCGAGAAUUAUGGGACAUCUUCGUAGCCAAUUGUCAGAAGUAUUAUACACCAAGCCAAAAUGUUACCAUAGACGAAAUGCUAGUCCCAUUUCGUGGUAGGUGUAGUUUUCGGAUGUACAUGCCAAAAAAGCCGGCCAAGUACGGAUUGAAAAUAAUGUGUCUUUGCGAUUCUCGCAGUUUUUACUUAUGUAAUGCCUUUGUUUACACAGGCAAAGAGACAACAAAUGAUAAAACUUUAUCAAUUCCAACAAAAGAUGUUCUCAAACUUAUUACACCGAUUCAAGGGACUAAUAGAAACAUUACGGUUGACAACUGGUUCAUGUCACUUGAGCUAUGUGAAGAAAUGAAAAAGAAAAACUUGACCGUUUUAGGCACUAUGAAGCAAAAUAAGCCACAAAUUCCGGUAGAGUUCAAGCCACAGAGUAAACGUCUUGUUCAUUCAACUUUAUUUGGACACAAUCAAGAAAAGACUCUUUGUUCAUACGUACCUCGCAAAAAUCGUGCGGUCGUGCUUCUUUCAACAAUGCACCAAGAUCAAAAGAUCAACAAAGAAAAUAAAAAGCCAGAUAUAAUUACAGAUUACAACAACACAAAGGCAGGUGUAGAUGCAUUAGAUCAGCUAUGUGCUAACUACUCGGUUUCGCGUCGAACUCGCAGAUGGCCAAUGGUUAUUUUUUACGCCAUAUUGAACAUAGCAGGCGUCAACGCUGCAGUUAUUCUACACUGUAAUACAAAAAUUGACCCGGUUGAUCAACUAAUAAGAAGACAAUUGCUGAAGAAACUUGGAAUGGCUUUGGUAAAGCCUCACAUUGAACGUCGUGAUGUUCGACCUCUUUCACGGGAAUUGAGAGAAAUUGUAGUACAACAUGGUGGGACUCCACUUUCUUCGACCCCUUCGGAUACAGAACCGACAAGGAAAUCAAGAUGCUAUGUUUGCCCACGACAGGCAGACAAAAAGACAAAAAUGGUGUGCGAAAAAUGCAAAAAGCAUAUCUGCCUCAGCCACCGCUAUUCAGUUUGCAAAAAUUGUUUAUAA
Messenger RNA from Onthophagus taurus, 1353 nucleotides. Its product is annotated as piggyBac transposable element-derived protein 4-like. The record is from RefSeq and is a predicted model, not a curated record. NCBI's taxonomy places the organism in Eukaryota, Metazoa, Arthropoda, Insecta, Coleoptera, Scarabaeidae.